AUGAGAAGGAUGGACUUGGAAGAGAAGCGUCGAAAUGAGGCUGAAGAGAAGGCAGCGGAGACCGCACGUUUGGUUGCGGAGGCUGCAGCUAGAGCCAAGACGGAAGACCCUUUUGCAGCUGCACCGAGCACACCUUCUGUGCCUGUUGCAGGAGCUACCUCGUCUUCGAGUUCUGUUCGGAGCCCACUGGUGCAGAAUAGGGCAGAGAAGUACCUUCCAUCUCUGCCGAUGCUAGAGCACCAAGGCAUGAACAAGGGCAGGAUGAGAGAAGUCGAGACAUGGCAUGCCUACUUGGAGACAUUGUCAUCGUGGCUCGCUCUUCAAGAUGAGUCUUUCGUCCGAGAGUUGCAACUCUGCGUCAAGCAAAAGAACGAGAUCCUUCAGAAGGAUUUGGCGGAUGAUGUUGCUGCUCGAAGCGCGAAGCUUUACUACUACCUCACCCAAUCCCUCUCACGUUGGGAAAGAGGUCAGGAGUUGCUACGCUCGUGCUCGAAAAGGCAGUCUCUCAGUGCCUGCGGAUACGAGGCUGUGAGGACCAUCACGCAGCAAUACAGCAUCGUGUCUCGCAUGGAAGCUGUCUACGUGCGGGAGCAGUGCCUCAAGUUGGCGACUACGUGCCAGCAUCACCGACGGCCGACAGACCUCAUCCGUCACUUGGAGGACGAGUUUUCUCGUGCCGAAUCCAAGCUUGGGAACUUUCCAGAGUUGCGUCUCACGGAGGCUGACCGCUGCAGUGUUUUGCUGCAAGCUCUGAGCCAGGAGCUCAGACAGUACGUUGUUCUUCAUGGGAAGAGCAACGACUGGACAUCGCUGAGCGAUAGCCUUCGGUACUAUGAGGAGCAGCUUCGUCUGUGUGAGGGUCCUUUUUCCUCAAAUCGGCAGAUGUCAGGAAAGGGUGACAAGCUUUGUGACCACUGUGGGCGAAAGGGACACCUGGCUAAGGACUGCUGGAGCCGUCAGCGUGAAGCCGGUGAAAAGGGCAAGAAGGGCGACAAGGGCAAGAAGGGCGAUGGCAAGGGAGCGCAGAAUCCCAAAGGAAAGCCCCGCUCUCCAACGCCGAAAGGCGGAAAAGGCGGCAAAGACAAGGAGCAGAAGCCCGACAAGCCUGAUAAAGGCAAGGGCAAAGGCAAGAAGAAGAAGAAGGCUAGAGCCCGGGCUAUGGGAGAACCAGAGUCCGAGGCAGAGUCCGAGUCUUCGAGGACCUCCACCGUGAUGGCGAUGAGGUUUGCCAAGCCUUCUGCUGUACGAGAAGUACUGAGCCAGCCUGUAGGCACCCUGACUGGAAGCACCUCGAAGGGAGAUGCGGCAUACGUCUGCGCUUCGCUGCAGGGAUCGGACAUGGAGAUCGACUCUCUUCCUGUUGACAAGGAACCCAGGAAAGACAUUACUGCAGGACCAAGCAUCCUGAAGAAGACUUCGAAAGAAGCGAAGAGUGAUGAGAAGCCUGGAAAGGACGAGAAGUCUAUCCGGAAGGUACUGAGCAUGUCGGAACCGCCAAUGGAGGUGGAGCAAGAUUCCCACAACUCUCCAGCGGAGAGUGCCGGGCAGGAGGUUGUGUUUUUGAAUGCACCAGUAGAGCCUGCACCAGCAGAGGCGGCGCCAGUCGAGACUGCGGAUGCAGAGGCUUCAGCUGCCCCCUUCAAUGUUUUCUCGAGGCCUCCGAGUCAAGUUGCAGUACCUUCGCCUACGGUGGCUGCAUCAGAGACAGGAGAGACAGAAGAGGAGGAAGCAUGGGGCAGAUGGAGGGCAAGCAAGGCCAGGCCUUCGCAGGCAGCUCCUGGGGAAAUUCCAGGUGCUCUGUCGAAAGCCCAAGGGGCACCAGCGGGGGCUACACCGAAGGCCUGGUCUGUGGUUCCAACCUCCUCGCCUUUGACGGUUCCAGAAGCGCCAGUGGCUGUAGAGUCUUUGCCUGCAGUUCCAGAGCCCGCAACCGUGACAGUGGAGGAAGGGCCUACCUCCGAGACCGCUACAUCAUCCGCAGCGGGUGCCCUUCCGCCUCCGGGCGGCUUGGGUCAAACAGCCGAAGAGAGGGAGUUUGUGCUUCCUUCCCCUUGCCAGAAGAAGUGA
Molecule: messenger RNA, 2067 nt
Organism: Symbiodinium natans
Lineage: Eukaryota; Dinophyceae; Suessiales; Symbiodiniaceae
Source: the annotation of a GenBank genome assembly